UUCAUUUGCGUAUGGGGAGUGUAGGACCCAGUGAGUGUCAGUCUCACCUGUAUAUCUCUCUCUCCUCCCAGUGAAUUGACGUCAGACUGAGUGCUAGUUUCAGGCUGACAUCGGGAGGGAGGCGCAGAUUCUCAGACACAGGGCUGGGCUAGCCGAACUCAGCGCCACUACUGCCUGUUCUGCUCUGUACUCAACAGGGGAUAUCGUCAAGAGUGAAGCAGUUGAAUCAUGAGCGGCUCGUUGUGUUCCCUGCUGCCCGGCUGCGUCCACCUCCUGAUCCUCCUGAGUGUGGACAGCGUGUCCCUGUCCAGGGAAGUUUGUUCGGGCACUGAAAACAAACUAAGUUUAUUGUCAACUGUGGAUGAACAUUACAAUAUUCUUCGCAGAACUUACAGUGCCUGUGAGGUAGUGAUGGGCAAUCUAGAGAUAACCUUCAUGCAACCAUACCAUGAUGUGUCCUUCCUUAAGAGUAUUCAGGAAGUUUCAGGUUACGUCCUCAUAGGGCUCAACGAAAUUUCAAGGAUCCCGCUGGAGAAUCUUAGGAUCAUCCGGGGUCACCAGCUUUACGAAGACAAAUUUGCUCUUGUUAUUUUGUUAAACUAUAAGCAGGAAGAAAGAAUCGGGCUUAAUGAGUUACCUUUAAGAAAUCUUACAGAAAUUUUAUCAGGCACUGUGAAAAUCGCCUCCAACCCGGAGCUCUGUCACUUGCAAUCCAUUCACUGGGAUGACAUUUUGGAAACGAGCCAGAUGGCUGAAUUGUCAGUAGGCUUCACUGCAAGGAAUUGUUCAAAAUGUCACACACACUGUCAAAAUGAAGCGUGCUGGGGUGAAGGUUUAGAGAACUGUCAGAAAUUUACAAAGAAAAUCUGCGCUCAGCAGUGUUCAGGUCGAUGUAGAGGUCCGAACCCCAGUGACUGCUGCCACAAUCAGUGUGCUUCUGGAUGCACUGGACCUAGAGAAUAUGAUUGUCUGGCAUGUCAGAGGUUCAGUGAUGGAAACACCUGUAAAGAGUCAUGUCCUCGAUUGGAAAUCUACGAUACAAGCAAAUUUCAAAUGAUACCAAAUCCAGAUGGAAAAUACAGUUAUGGUGGAACCUGUGUAAAGAAGUGUCCUCAUAACUUUGUGGUAACAGACCUUGGCUCCUGUGUACGAACCUGCAGCCCUGGCACAUAUGAGGUAGAUGAAGGGACCCUCAGAAGGUGUAAAAAAUGUGAAGGACCUUGUCCAAAAGAUUGCAAUGGAUUAGGAGUACCACCAUUCAAGAAUACAAUGUCAAUCAAUUCUUCAAACAUUGAUUCUUUUAAAAACUGCACCAAAAUUAAUGGAAACGUAAUCAUUAUGGAAUUGGCUUUCAGAGGUGAUCCCUUCACAAAUACAACUGCUCUGUCUUUAGAGAAACUAGAAGUCUUCAGAACUGUGAAAGAAAUAACAGGGUAUUUGUUCAUUCAAAGUUGGCCAGACCAUUAUGAAAAUCUUCAGGUUUUUGAAAAUCUUGAAAUUAUACGAGGCCGGACACAACAUCGUAGUAGUAUAUCAUUCGCUUUGGUGAAGCUGAACAUUACUUCUCUGGGAUUGCGUUCACUCAAGGAGAUUAGUGACGGCCAAGUAAGCAUCGUCAAUAAUUUCAAACUUUGCUACGCUGACACCAUAAACUGGGAGCAGCUUUUCAAAUCGAGCAGGCAGUCAUCGAAACUAACACAAAAUAAACCCAAGAAAGAAUGCACUGCUGAAAAAAAAGUCUGCCACCGGCUGUGUUCUGACAAUGGCUGCUGGGGCCCUGGACCCUCACAAUGCUUCUCCUGUCGUCAUUAUGUCCGUGAAAGAGAGUGUGUUGAGAUGUGUAACAUUUAUGAGGGGGAGUUAAGAGAGUACGUGGAUCAAACCAAAUGCAUUCGAUGCGACACAGAAUGUAAACCACAGAAUGGGUCCGAAACCUGCACUGGUCCUAGCAAUGAAAACUGUAAAGAAUGUGCUAAUGUUAAAGAUGGCCCACGGUGUGUAAGCAGCUGUCCCUCUGGAAUCUCAGGAGAAAAUAAUACUUUGGUCUGGAAAUAUCCUGAUGAGGAUAAGCAUUGUCAGCUAUGUCACCCAAAUUGCACCCAACAGUGUAAAGGACCGAGGCUUGAAGAUUGUGAACCUACUAGUUCUCGCAUCCCAUCCAUUGCUGCUGGAAUUGUCGGUGGCCUUCUCGGUGUAGUCAUGGUGGCUCUAUUGAUUGCAAUAUGCAUGAGGAGAAGACAUGUCAGAAAGAAGCGUACGUUACGACGUUUGUUGCAGGAGCGGGAGCUGGUUGAGCCUCUAACCCCUAGUGGAGCUGCUCCCAAUCAGGCCCUUCUAAGGAUCCUUAAAGAGACGGAAUUCAAGAAAAUUAAAGUGCUUGGCUCUGGAGCAUUUGGCACUGUGUACAAGGGCUUGUGGAACCCAGAGGGGGAAAAUGUCAAAAUCCCAGUUGCCAUCAAAGUAUUAAGAGAAGCAACCUCCCCGAAAGCUAAUAAAGAAAUUCUUGAUGAAGCAUAUGUGAUGGCCAGCGUCGACCAUCCCCAUGUUUGCCGACUUCUGGGAAUCUGUCUCACUUCAACUGUACAACUCGUCACGCAGCUGAUGCCCUAUGGCUGUCUGUUAGACUAUAUGCGGGAAAACAAAGAGCAUAUUGGUUCCCAAUUUCUCCUCAACUGGUGUGUGCAGAUAGCAAAGGGAAUGAGCUAUUUGGAAGAGCGAAGGUUGGUACAUCGGGACUUGGCAGCACGGAAUGUUCUGGUAAAGACACCGCAUCACAUAAAAAUUACUGACUUUGGACUUGCCAGGCUCCUGGAUGUGGACGAAAAAGAAUACCAUGAAGAUGGUGGCAAAUUACCCAUCAAAUGGAUGGCACUAGAAUCAAUCCUUCAAAGGACAUUUACCCAUCAGAGUGACAUCUGGAGUUAUGGUGUGACCGUUUGGGAACUAAUGACAUUUGGGUCUAAGCCUUAUGAUGGAAUUCCUGCCUGUGAAAUUCCAUCUAUCUUGGAGAAGGGCGAACGGUUACCACAACCUCCAAUCUGUACAAUUGACGUGUAUAUGAUCAUGGUGAAAUGCUGGAUGAUUGAUGCAGAAAGUCGGCCUAGAUUCCGUGAGCUGACUUCCGAAUUCUCCCGAAUGGCCCGAGAUCCAUCACGCUACCUUGUAAUUCAGGGUGAUGAUCGUAUGCAUCUACCAAGUCCAACUGACUCGAGAUUUUAUCGCACCAUAAUGGAGGAAGAAGAAAUGGAAGAUAUUGUGGAUGCCGACGAAUACCUUGUUCCUCAUCCAGGAUUCUUCAAUAGUCCUUCCACGUCAAGGACACCCUUAUGUACAUCAAUGAGUAUGACGAGCAACAACUCAUCAACAUUAAUUAGCAGAAAUGGCCAUCAAGGAAUGCCUAAGAGAGAAGACAGUGAAAUUUUACGCUAUAGUUCUGAUCCAACAAUACCCCUUGAUGAUGUUGAUAUUAAUGGAUGUUUCCAACCAGCCCCAGAAUACAUCAACCAAAUUAAAAGAAACCCACUUCCUAAUAACUUGAGAAACCCAGUCUCUGAUAUGGAAAACCCAGGCUACCAAGACCUUCUUAUGCCUCUCAGUCCUGCUACUGAUUCUCAUUAUUUGAACUCAUUCCCUGAUGCAGGGAAGAACCCAGAGUAUGUGAAUGCCUCUGAACCCAGUAGCAAAGUGGGGCUUGAGCAUCUGAAUCACUGGGACGGGAAUAUAACCCACAAUGUGAACCUGGACAAUCCUGAAUACCAGCAGAACGUUUUUCCGAAACACACGAAGAGUCAUGAUUGGGGAUAAAGUUCUGAAAUGUAGCAGUUAAUCAUCAUUGAGAUGAAACCAAAUUUUAUUCAUACAGAACAAGCAAAAUACUGCAGUUGCUGAAAAUCUGAAAUAAAAACAGAAAAUGCUGGAAACAUUCUGCAGGUCAGUCAAUAUCUGUAGAGAGGAAGAUAAUAUUAACCAACCUCACAGACCUCGUGACCUUUCAUCAGAACCUCUAUCUCCUUCCCUCUUCUCUCCACAGAUGCUGCCUGUCCUAUUGAGUACUUCCGCUGUGUUCUGCUUUUUUUCAUAAGUAUCCCUUUUUACAAUAUAAUACGACAAAUCUGUAAGAUGUAAAUUAGAUUGGAACUAAACGUAAAGAGUUUAAAUUUCAACUAUUUUUAAGCUAACUCAUUAUUUAUUUUACCAUUAAUUCAAUGAUACAUUCCUUCUCAACCUCAUAUUUGAGUAUCUUUGUUGAUCACCUUCCCUCAAAAAACUUAAAAUAAAGGACAAGAUUCCAUAUCCACUUUGUUACCACAGGCUAGCAUUAGUGCCAGAAUUAAGGCCUGUCACUGGUGAGACAGAGGGUCCAAACUUAACUGGUACCAUUUUCUUAAAAUCUGUAACUUUUAAAGACAAUGUAUUUAUCAUCACUAGAUUAUGUAGCAGUUUUUCCCUAUGAAAAUGACACACACCUGAAACAGGGAUGCUCAAAAUGACAGAAUGGGGCAGAGCAGAAUUGAACAUUUCUCCCCCUAGGUCAGAAGUGCACCAGUUGCUAAUUGCAAUAAUUAUGUACGUCCUCUUUUUUGCCCUCUAACUUCUCAGAUAAACAUUCCAAUCUAGGUGAUUUGUGCACCUGAUAUCAACACUCUGCAGUUGUUGCAGAAUGUUGCUUGGAGACAAAUAAGAGACCAUUUUAAAUGCAUUUGUUGAUAUGAGCAGCAGGAAUUCUCCUUUAAUUAUGGGCACUUGCUAAAUGAUUCUUAGUAACAGGUACAUGCAUGAUGAGCUAAAUGGUCUCCUUCUGUGCUGUAUCAUUCCAUGACUUUGUGAACAGUGAGACUAAUGAUCUUCCCAUCUUCAAUAACAUCAGAAUAUUCAAAUAAUAGUGCCAGGAUGGAAAUUGUCAAAAUUUAACAUUUAUAUGUGAACAAUUCAAAAUUUUGGGCCUCAAUAAGCUUUUCCCCCCAUGUUCCCACAAUAAUCUACCCCUUCAGGAGCCUCUUCCUUUUACCAAGUUCCACAGCAACCUGCACUAAUUUUCAUUUUUCCCACAAAUAAUCUACAUCCUCCCAUUCAUUUUGUCUCCCAGAUCUAAAUUUCCCUAUACUCUCUUCAUCAAACUCUAUACUUUAACUGAAACCUCAACUCCAUUCUACAUUAUCCUUCAAAUAAUCUUUUUCAUCUCAACAGAAGACAUUCUGGUCAUGGGUAAAGAAAACUUAAUUCCCAUCCAGCCUCUGUGUUUACCAAUUUCGGCAAGUUUACUUCAAAGCUGAAAUUUAUUUUCUUCUCUGUAAAUGACUUUUCUUGGUCAUUUUCCAUCACAUUGCCGCUGAGAAGGCAAGCAUGCAGACGACUGCCUCUAUUUCUUAUAACCAGCUGCUUGGAAGUGCCACAGACCUCUCAGUUGUGGCUGCAGGGUGUCACAUGGCUCAAGUUGGAAUUGAGCAGAAUGGGAUCAAUGGGUGGAAUUUACUGAGCUCCCCUGAGGCGAGUUUGGAGGCAGAGGGCCAUUUAAUUGGGUGGGAGGAUGUCAGGUGGGGACCCCACCUCCUUCCCACCUCCAUCCUGAUUAUAUCUGGGGCGGGAAGGCAAGGCUUACCACCUUGACGUCAAUUGAGGCCUUUAAGGAUUCAAUUAAUGCCCACUUAAGGGCUGCAUCUCACCACUGCUGGUAUCCAGCCUGUGGUGGGUGUUGUAGUGCCACUUGGGAGACCAAAAAGCAAACCCCGUCAUGUUUGCUUAUGGACUCCCAGAUAGGGUCCCUCAUUGUCAGGCACACUGUGUCUGAUUGUGAGAAAAGGGCGGCCUGCUGAGAGCCAGUCCCUGCCCUUUCUUCUGAUUUCCCCUGCCUCCACUACCCGUCCAAUGCUUUAUCUUCCGCUGAUCCAUGGUGCUGUGUUGAACAUUCCCAAUGCAGUACCCAGAGCUGAACUUUCUUUUGUGACCUUCCUAAUUUCCAGUUCUAUCUUCAGCUAUUCCUAACUAAUUUAAAAUGAUGCAUUAAUGCACCACUUCUACGUGUUAAUAAAUUUGAUUAAGAUAGGGUAUUGCUUCUGAAGUAUGGAAGACGGCUGAGUUAUAUGGAUGAAGGAUAAUAGAAAUGAGGGUAACUAAAAAUGUGUUUUAACAAUAUGGAUAUGUACCUUUUUUAAAUUAUGUACAUUUUUGCAGACAAAUGUUGCUGAGAUUUAGUAAUUUAAAAAAAGAAUUGUUGAUGUGAUGCACUAUUUGUAUAAAAGUAAAAUCCCGUCUUUUUAUAUGAUGUAUUGAUAAUAGAAAACAUUAUAUGCUUAUAUGUAUAUUGUGCUCCAAAAGAAAAAUGAAAUGCAUGCCACUGUGUAAACAUUUUUAAUCACUUGUCAAAUAUUUUGAUUGCUUCUUUGAGACAAGACAGACAUUUACGAUUUUAAGCACAUUAACUUUGAGGUUCUGUUUGAAUUAACAGAAAUCUCAUCACAGUUACUUAAAGCAAUAGGUUAUUCUGGUCUUUCUGUAGGUGAGCAUCACCAUGGAUCACUGCCAAUCCAAUAUCACCUGUAUUUACCAUUAUACAAGCUCUUAGCAUAAAAACCAAUUACAUGCUGUAUUUACAGGACAAUUUCAUUUUUGCAUGUAUAUAUUUUACCAGAUUUAUUUCUUUUCCACAGAAAUAUGAAACCACUAGCUCAUGAAAUAAAAGGGUUGUGAAACA
Carcharodon carcharias (great white shark) is the source of this 6691-nucleotide messenger RNA. RefSeq names its product epidermal growth factor receptor a (erythroblastic leukemia viral (v-erb-b) oncogene homolog, avian) (gene egfra). Gene Ontology annotation, molecular function: epidermal growth factor receptor activity; epidermal growth factor binding; ATP binding. Gene Ontology annotation, biological process: positive regulation of kinase activity; cell differentiation; multicellular organism development. Gene Ontology annotation, cellular component: signaling receptor complex; basal plasma membrane. The transcript has 29 exons. Lineage: Eukaryota; Metazoa; Chordata; Chondrichthyes; Lamniformes; Lamnidae. The record is from RefSeq and is a predicted model, not a curated record. The coding region runs from base 229 to 3804 and encodes 1191 amino acids.